Molecule: messenger RNA, 952 nt
Organism: Fundulus heteroclitus (mummichog)
Lineage: Eukaryota; Metazoa; Chordata; Actinopteri; Cyprinodontiformes; Fundulidae
Gene: sfr1
Product: SWI5-dependent homologous recombination repair protein 1
Exons: 3
Coding region: 178-795 (205 amino acids)
Biological process (GO): double-strand break repair via homologous recombination; positive regulation of DNA-templated transcription
Cellular component (GO): Swi5-Sfr1 complex
Source: RefSeq, a predicted model, not a curated record
ACGUUCGAAGCAGUCGCGCCGCCAAAAUACGGAAAAACAGAAAGUUGCUGCUUCUUCUUCGGCUUGCGAUUGGUUGAAAGUGUUAUUCAGGAGUUCUUGUGAACAUUUUUGACCAGCGAACUGGAUGUUACAAGCCAGACUUGUUGUGCUGCGUCAGUCAGAAAGUGAGUUUGACCAAUGGAGAUCACUCCCAAAGCCAACAAAUUACCGUGUGUGUAUUCAUCACCUUGUUAUUCAGCCGAGUCCAGCCCUUCAGAGUUCACAGAGGAAAAGCAUCGUCCUGCGCUCAGCGCCUCACUGAGGGAGAGGCUGAAGAGGACGCGGCGCUCCUUCACCUCCCCCCUCUCUGUGGCCAAACGCCUUUGCGUCGACGGCGAGGAGGAGGACGGCCGGCUCGCUCCAGCAGACUCCCGGGGGGCCGUGACGGUCCACGGCGGGGAGGCCAACAGCGCCGCGGCGAAGUCGGGGAGUGAGAGCUCGCCUGCAGCGGCUCCCCAACCGGCGCACGUCUCCUCAGAGGGCUCGGCGGCGCAGCUCAGGAAGGAGGUGAAAGAGAAAACGGAGACUCUGCGCCGGCUCAGGAUGGUUCAGAUGUACAGAGGCAAGAAUGACCUGACGCAGCUCCAGACUUUGAUCGACAAGUGGCGGAGCUGUGCUCAGGCCGCUCUGUAUGAGCUCCAGUCCGAGGUCCCCAUCGAGGGAAGAAAGGCUGACCUGUGCGAGCUCGUCGACCUCUUUGGUCUGGAUGACGGCGUUCUGCGCUUCGACCGAGCCGAGGGCGACUUCACUACGUAGCGCCAGAGGAAGGACCUUAAUAAAAGACACUGCAAAGGAGUUAACGCCACGCAUUUAGUUAUUUAUUGUUUCCCCUUUGUCCCUGUUCACAGCAGAAGCGCACGAAACGUUCUGUUAAUUAGCCCAGAGAUGUGUAAAUAAAGGUGUUUUCUCAUGA